Carya illinoinensis is the source of this 2530-nucleotide messenger RNA. RefSeq lists its product as uncharacterized. Gene Ontology annotation, cellular component: SNARE complex; plasma membrane. The transcript is spliced from 5 exons. Gene Ontology annotation, molecular function: SNAP receptor activity. Lineage: Eukaryota; Viridiplantae; Streptophyta; Magnoliopsida; Fagales; Juglandaceae. The record is from RefSeq and is a predicted model, not a curated record. Bases 320 to 745 code for a protein of 141 amino acids.
CCACACAUAGAGAGAGAGAGAGAGAGAGAGAGAGAGAGAGAGAGAGAGAGAGAGAGAGAGAGAGAGAGAGAGAUUGGUUCGUGUACGAAGCUUUUCUGUACGCGACUCAGAGACCAAUUAUUUUUCCCCUGUUUUCUUUCUUCUUGGUAAUUGAUUUCAGGUACCCAUCUGGUACUCCUCCGCUCUUUUUUUCUGCUUUCUUCUGAUUCUUUUCCCGGAUCUCGAUCUUUCUUGAUUUCUUUGGUAGCGGAGAAAAGGGGGGAAUGGCUGUUUUAGUUGUAUUCAAUGAAAAGAGUGUCAAGAACUGGAGAAUUAUGCUAUGUACAAGGUUGGGGAGAACACAGAGUCGGUUAACAACUGCCUGAAGAUUUCAGAGGACAACAGGGAAGAUGCUAGAAGGACCCUUGAGAAGUUGCAUCAUCAGGGUGAGCAAAUCACUAGGACCCACAUGAUGAAUGCCGAUAUUGAAAAGGAUUUGAGUCAGGAAGAACUCAAAUUGGACAUCUACAAGCUCAAGAAAUACAAAGGAGGAACUGAAAUUGGACAUCUACAAGUUCUACAAGCAAUCAAAGACGAUAAUGACAAGGAACAUAUUUUUUGGCCUUUGUGGUAUAAUUUUGCUAAAGUGGUCGAAUUUGACAUUCUGAUGGCUUCUUCAAUAAGGUAUAAUUUAUUUAUAGCAAUGUUAUUUUUGAAAUUAUGUUAUUUUUUAUCUACUAGGAAAUAUUUAUAUUUAUGUUAUUAAUCUAAAAAUUCCCAUCUUCUCCCAUUCUCAGCCGCUAUCGUCGUCGUCGACAUCAUCUUCUUCUUCUACUCCUUCCUCUACUCCUCCUCCUCCUCCUUCUUUAACUCCUACGCCUUUCUCUUCAUCUCUUUCUCAUCCUUCCUACACUUCUCCUCUAACUCCUCUCCUACUCAUACUCCUGCUCCAACUACAUACUCUCAUUUCUUCACAUUUGCAUUCUCCUAUUAAUUUUCCUUUGGUUUUCAAUGGAUGUGGGCAUGGGUCCAUGUGCAAGGGUGUGUGUUCAUGUGCAUGUGAGUGGGUGUGUGAGUGUGCUUGCUUAUUAACGUGUGCGCUUGUGUAUAGUAUUCGAUUGAAAUUGUAUAUAGGAGGAACUCAGCUUUGACAUCUACAAGUUCUACAACCAUGCAAAGGUAUUGUGCCUUACUUUUUUUACCAGUCUUUUCUCAUUUUCUCAUUCUAGUUUUCUUUAUUUGUGAUCUUUAUUUGGUUCAAACUUUAUCUUAGAGGAACUCCAAAUAGGUGUUUUUUUUUAAUACAACUAAUACUCUACAAGGCAUAUUUGCUUUUUAUAUUUGUUUUUCUCCAUCAUAGAGAAUAAUGACAAGGAACAUAUUUUUUGGCCUUUACUCCAUCAUAUAAGAAGGUGCAUGAAUUUUGCUAAAGUAGUUGCAUCCAACAUUCUAAUGGCUUCUUCAAUAAGGUAUAUUUUAUUUAUCAAUGUUAUUUUUUAAAUUAUGUUCUUUUUUGGUAUAAUGUAGUCUGCUUCAAUAAUUUUUCAUUUAAUAGGAAAUAUUUUUAUAUUUAUGUUAUUAAUCUAAAAAUUCUAAUUUUUGCUUCAUUUUUCUUAACUUGUCACAUUCUCCUCCGCCAUCACCAUCAUCUUCUUCUUCUACUCCUUCCUCUACUUAUACUCUUUCCAUUCCUCCUCCUCUUCAUCCAAGGACAUCCUCCUCCACCUCGUCCUCGUCCUCCUCCUCCUACUCAACCUCUAACUUCUAUGUCUUCUCUUCAUCUUCUUCUCCUCCUUCCUCUACUCUUCAUCCUCCUCCUUUGGCUCCUUUCCUACUCCAACUCCCUACUCUCGUUUCUUCGCAUUCCCAUUCUCCUUUUCAUUUUGCUUUGGUUUUGGGUGGGUGUGGGUGUGAGAGCAUGUGUAGGGGUGUGUGUUCAUGUGCGUGUGAGUAGGUGGGUGAGUGUGCAUGCUUAUUCAAGUAUACAUGUGGGUUGUGUGCUUUGGGUGUGGCAUUCAAUUGAAAUUGUGUGUAGGAGGAACUCAACUUGGACAUCUACAAGUUCUACAACUAUGCAAAGGUAUUGUGCCUUACUUUUUACCAAUCUUUUCUCAUUUUCUCUUUCUAUUUAUCUUUAUUUGUGAUAUUUAUUGGAUUGAAACUUUAUCUUGGAGGAACUCCAAUUAGGUGUUUUUUUAAAUGCAAGUAAUACUUUAGAAGGAAAUUUCUUCUUCUUCUUUUUUUGUUUUUCUCCAGUACAGAAAAUAAUGACAAGGAACAUAUUUUUUGCCUUUGUUCCAUCAUAUAAAAAGGGUGCAUGAAUUUUGCAAGAGUAGCCACGUCCAACAUUCUGAUGACUUCUUCAAUAAGGUAUAAUUUAUUUAUGAAUGUUAUUUUUGAAAGUAUGUUCUUUUUUGGUGUAACGAAAUCUGCUUCAAUAAUUUUUCAUUUACUAGGAGAUAUUUAUAUUUAUGUUAUUAAUCUAAAAGUUCUAAUUUUUUCUUCGUUUUUCUCAACUUCUCUCAUUCUCUGCCACCAUCGUCUUCUUCUU